Messenger RNA from Puntigrus tetrazona (Sumatra barb), 5204 nucleotides. RefSeq names its product integrin, alpha 6b (gene itga6b). Gene Ontology annotation, molecular function: integrin binding. The record is from RefSeq and is a predicted model, not a curated record. NCBI's taxonomy places the organism in Eukaryota, Metazoa, Chordata, Actinopteri, Cypriniformes, Cyprinidae. Bases 61 to 3303 code for a protein of 1080 amino acids. The transcript is spliced from 25 exons. Gene Ontology annotation, cellular component: integrin complex; external side of plasma membrane. Gene Ontology annotation, biological process: integrin-mediated signaling pathway; cell-matrix adhesion; cell adhesion mediated by integrin.
CAGACCCGGCAGAAGCGGGCUGCAGUCUCAUCUCUGAAGCGAACUCAACCUAACAGCGCUAUGGGAUCUUACAGGACUUUAACUCUACCGCUUCUUAGCUUGUUGGGCUGGACGCUGACCUCUGCCUUCAACCUGGACGCAGACAACGUUAUCAGGAAGACGGGAGAUGCCAACAGCUUGUUCGGUUUCUCCCUUGCCAUGCACCGACAACUCAGACCAGCUGAUAAAAGAAUGUUGCUUGUUGGUGCACCAAAAGCUAAAGCAUUGCCCGGGCAGAAGUCAACAAUUACAGGAGGCAUGUACAACUGUGACAUAAACUCUCCCGCCCAGUCAUGCCAGCGAGUGAUAUUUGACAAUGAAGAAAACCUGGCAUCUGAAAAUAAGCAAAACCAGUGGAUGGGAGUUACUGUACAGAGCCAGGGACCUGGAGGAAAGAUACUGGUCUGCGCUCAUCGCUACCAGCGACGUUUAUUUGUGGGCUCAGUUCAGGAGCUGCGUGACGUGACGGGUCGUUGCUACGUACUGAGUGAGGACCUAACGAUUAAUAAUUCCAUGGAUGAAGAUGGCGGGGACUGGAUAUUCUGCUACGGGAGAAACAGAGGACACGAGCGCUUUGGAUCAUGCCAGCAGGGUCUCUCUGCCACAUUCACAAAGGACUUUCACUACCUGGUGUUUGGAGCACCGGGCGCUUACAACUGGAAAGGAGUGGUGCGGAUGGAGCAGAAGAACAGCUCUCUGUGGGAGGAGAACAUCUUCGAUGACGGCCCGUAUGAAGUUGGAGACGAGAGCCGACUUGAUCCAGACCUGGUGCCCGUCCCCGCUAACAGUUAUUUAGGUUUCUCGUUGGACUCUGGAAAAAUGCUGACCAAGAGAGGUCAGUUGACUAUAGUUGCUGGGGCUCCAAGAGCCAAUCACAGUGGAGCAGUUGUGCUGUUAAAGAAGGACGACACUCUACCAUCCUUGUUAACAGCCGAAUACAUCCUGGAGGGUGCCGGACUUGCCUCUUCCUUUGGUUAUGAUCUUGCAGUUCUUGACAUUAAUGGAGAUGGGUGGCAGGACAUCGUAGUCGGAGCACCUCAGUACUUUAUUAAGGACGGUGAUAUCGGUGGGGCCAUCUAUGUUUAUCUCAACAACGAAGGGGCUUGGGACAAGAUCACACCCAAGAGAAUUGAGGGAGCUGCUUAUUCCAUGUUUGGUCUGGCUGUGGAAAACAUGGGAGACGUGAACCUGGACGGUUAUCAUGAUGUUGCCGUUGGUGCCCCGUAUGACAGUAACGGAGCUGGAAAUGUAUAUAUCUUCCACGGUUCACCCGAAGGCCUUAAAAAAACCCAGGUUCUUGGAGGAAAAGAUCACAACGUGAAACUCUUUGGAUACUCUCUUGCUGGGAACAUGGAUUUGGACAGGAAUAAUUACCCCGAUCUGGCUAUCGGAUCUCUCUCCGAUUCAGUGCUUGUGUACAGGGCACGGUCAGUUAUCAGCAUCGAAAAGACCGUCACCACCACUCCGAAGGAGCUAGACCUCACUCAGAAAAACUGUGGAGACACUAUAUGCCUUGACGUGAGAGCCUGCUUCAAAUUUUCAGUCAAACCCCAAACCUACAAUCCUACUCUGAAGGUGAAAUACACUAUCAAGGUUGAAUCUGAAAGACAGAAACUUAACCUUCCUUCUAGAGUCAUCUUCAACCCGCGCACAACCAAUGAGUACGAAAGCACGGGAAUCGUAGAUCUCAAGGGUCAGGGGACAGAAAGCUGCAUUAACAAAGGCCUCAAACUGCAGGAAACCCUAAGAGACAAACUGAGAGGUAUCCCGAUUGAAGUCUCUGUGGAGAUCCAGAAUCCAUCCACACGCAGGAAGAGACAGAGCUCUCUCCCUAACCUGCUUCCCAUUCUGGACUCUAACCAAGACGCCACCACCGUUCAGUUUAUCAAGGAAGGAUGUGGUGCUGAUCAUGUCUGUCAGAGUGACCUGCAACUACAGUAUAAAUUCCACACCAGGGAACCAAACAGAGACGUCUUUCAUCCAUUACCCGAGGAAAAUGGAGUUCCCAUCCUGUCUCUUAGUGAUCAGAAGGACAUUGCCUUGGAGAUCAAGGUGGUGAACCGGGGUGAAGACGCUUAUGAAGCGCAGCUGUCUUCCUCGUUCUCCAAAUCCCUCUCGUAUUCUGCUGUUCGCACUAAAUCUGGCGAAAAACCGGUCACCUGUCUAGCCAAUCAGAAUGGCUCACAAGCCGACUGUGAACUCGGAAAUCCUUUCAAAAAAGAUGCCGAGACAACUUUCUACAUCAUUUUGAGCACGGGAGGAAUUUCUUUGGAUACCACUGAGGUUGAAAUUGACCUUAAAGUCAAAACGACAAGUGAUCAAAAGCAGUUACAAGCAGUCAAAGCCAAAGCCAUUGUUAAGAUCCAGCUGCUAUUGUCUCUCUCAGGCAUCGCCAAGCCGUCUCAGAUCUACUUCAGUGGAGCAGUUAAAGGAGAGAGUGCGAUGAAGCUGACAACUGAUGUCGGCAGUCCAAUUGAUUAUGAAUUCAGGGUUACAAAUUUGGGCAAACCCCUUAAGUCAUUCGGCACGGCUUCUAUAAUUAUCCAAUGGCCGAAGCAUAACUCUCAAGGCAAGUGGCUGCUGUACCUCAUGAGGAUGACCCCAUCCGGUUUAGACAGCUUCAGCUGCUCAAAUCAAGAUGAGGUCAACAAACUCGGCUUGAAGGAGCCUUCAGUGACACGAACUAAACGGGAAAUUGGAGAAACACCUGCAAAAGAAGGAACGGCUUCUCUGCUCACUGACAAGAGGAAAUACACAGUUUUGUCAUGCGAGGAAGGGACGGAGUGUGUAACAUUCAGAUGUCCCCUAACGGGAAUGGACAGCAAUGCCGUCAUCAGCCUGAGGGCUUACCUUUGGAACUCUACCUUCCUGGAGGACUAUAAAAAACUGAACUACAUUGAUAUUAUUGUCAAAGCAUCGCUUGAUUUCAAGACCUCCGCCACAAAUAUACAGCUGAACAAUGAACCAGCACUGGCACGUGUUACCGUGUUUCCGGAGCACAAAGUAGCGCAGUACGGCGGUAUGCCCUGGUGGGUCAUACUGGUGGCCAUUUUACUUGGACUCCUCUUGCUGGGCCUUUUGGUCUUCUUGCUUUAUAAGUGUGGAUUUUUCAAACGUUCCAAGUAUGACGACAGAGUCCCCAGUUAUAGCGCUGUGCGGAUAAAGAGGGAAGAGAGGGGGAAAGAGCCAGGGAAAGAGAAAAUGGAUCCUGCCGAGAAGAAACAAUGGAUGACUUCUUGGAAUGAAAAUGAGAGCUACUCGUAGCUAAAUGCUAAUCUGAUUUCGAAACCAAACCAAAGACUCGCUUUCUAAGGCCUUUAAUGCUUACUUUUGCACACACUGAACUUUUCUUAAUGUUACCGUUCCAUCAAAACGUGAAAGGAAACACCUGAGCUCGAUUGAGAUUGUGUUACAAAAUGCCGUGUGGAAGACGGUUUACUUGAGUUUAGUUUUUAUAUUAAAAUUGUCCCAUUUUCACAUCACAGGUCACCUCUCAUGCAUACAGUAGUGUAUAUACAUUUAAUGUAUUUAUUCUCAGCAGACGUUUCUGUUGUACAAAAGGCCAAAGAUUUUUCGUUUUCGUUUUGUUAUGAAUGGCUUGUGUGAGUCAGGCCUGCUCGGUUCAUAUUUUUUCUUAUCUUGAUAUCCAGCUAAACCUGGAUGAAUGUAAAUAUUUGUGUCUUUGGAUUUUUUUUCCAUUCGUAGCUUAAUUGUUAAUACCAGUCAGGUACAUAUUUUAUUUUCAUAGGUGUUUUUUUCACUGUACUUCAACUACUACAACCGGGACUGAUCUUAUUAAGAACUACUUUGUUAUGAACAGUUUGAUAUAUUAUCGGUUGACUGCCACAAUCCAUCGUAAGAUCAAAUUGUAAAGGUUUCUUUUCAUUUUUGAAGGCCGUUUGAAAAUAUCUUUGUAUAAAUGUGAAGUUGCUUUUAUUAUUAUUUUUUUUAAAACAGCACCUUUUGAUAAUGCAAAUGUUCAAAUAAUGAAAAGUAUUAAUUCUGUAUUAAUCUGUAAAGUGACUCGUUGAAUGGUGAUAUCUGAUGAAAUCUGAAUUUUAGUCACUCAACAAAUGUAUUAGCUCACACAAAAUUGACCCUGAAGUAUUGAAACCGAUUAUUAGAUAUUUUCCAAAUUAAAGUUUUGCUGGACCAAAAUUGAUAUAACAGAUACCAUUUUUUUAUUAAACGAAUUAUUUUGGUGGUUUUGUUAGCCGUAAAUCUGAUUAAUCUUUCAAUUUACCCUUAAAGGACUGAGAUGGUGCUGCAGACAGAAACAAAAGACAUAGCGGUUGAGGAUGUAAUGACUAACCCACAAUGGGUCUGAUUGAACAGAAGGUAUACAGACAACUGAAGAUAGGGUUUCACAGCAGACGGUGGCUGGGGGCGUGAGUGCAGGAUUAGUGAUUGGUGUGAAUGACACAGGUGGAGUGUUAAUAAACAGGCACAGACUUGUGCGGUAGACAGCCAUAGAAACUGAUGCAGGUGACGCAGAUCAAGACUCAUACUGAGGCAUUCAUCCAGUCUUUACCUAGUCACCAGUACCACAAGCUCAAGCUUGGAACAUGUUCUGCUUUUAUCAGAAAUACAACCAUUUUUUUCCAUUAAAUAGUGAGCAAUAUGCUAUAGUGUACAUAUAUAUGGACUAAAGGCUAUUACACACACACACACACACACACACACACACAGGUUUUCCUAUUAUAAUAGUGGCAUCAUGAUAAUAGUGACAGUUUUGUACUGUAUAAAUUAUAUUUACACUAACUCUCAACUUACACCUCACACAAACAAAAAAAAUGUUGUUUCCUCACAGGUACAAAAAAAAUGUUCCCAUAAAGUGAAAAGAAUUUAAAUGAGAAUUUAUUGUAGACAGAUUAUUUUUUAAAUGGUUGUAGCAAACUAUGCAAACCAUACAUCAGUAAUACAUACUAAGUAAAUCCUAUUUAGCUUUCAAAAUCUGUUUUAAAAAAAUUUACCCUUAUGAUAUGUUUUGUGGUCCAAAGUCUCACGCAUGCAUGUAUGAAUAUACAAUAUUUAUGUAUCUCUGUGUGUGUGUGUAUUCACUAAAAAUGAAAAUUGUGAACAGAUUAUUGGAAUGCUUUUUACAUGAAAUACUGUUUCAGUCUUUUGAGUUGCAAUUUUUUUGCAAUAAAUUAUGUAAUUAAGUA